Messenger RNA from Cooperia oncophora, 723 nucleotides. The record is from the annotation of a GenBank genome assembly. NCBI's taxonomy places the organism in Eukaryota, Metazoa, Nematoda, Chromadorea, Rhabditida, Trichostrongylidae.
AUGGCAUUUUCAUCAAAAACCUCGAUGGCUCCACUUACUGUUAUUGUACUGGAUUGUUUAGUGGACCUGACUGUGGUACAAGACUCUGCACUAACGGAGGUAUCAAAUGCUGUCCUCGCUGUAACCACCGAUCUCUCAUUCGACCCAGAAUAUCUCCGUCGUUUUGUUCUAGUGAUGUUCAAUAAUAAUGGGAUAACAACGAAGACCUAUUCUAAUUCCCAAUUAUUAUUGGACGAUCUGGGUGAAGCGGCACAGACGACAGACUCAAAUGGGACCUGCACUGAUAUGGACUUUAUAGCUCUUAGCGCUGCCCUAUCACAGUAUCUCACAUACAAAUCCCCGGUGUACGUAAUCACGGAUGCGCUGCCCAGUGAUGGCACACAAGUCAACGAUGUCUACCAUCUGAUCAACGACUGGAGAUCACCGGUGUAUUUCCUCUACCUUGAGCCAUUACCGGAAUCCGGAUGUGCGACUGGCAUCGAAGAUCCUGGCUAUCGCCUUAUGGACACUGUAGCGCAACGCUCAACCGGACAGACUUUCUACUUUACUACUCACGGUGGUAUUGAAUCGUUUUUGACUACGCACAUGCUCAACACCCUAUAUCGAACUCAACUGCUAUUGUCCAAUGACUUGCCGGUUUGUACCGAACAACUCACUUACAAGUCGGUUUCUGUUGAUGUCUCCGUUGAAAUGCUCGUCAUCGUGGCUACUGGACGUGAGUAA